Messenger RNA from Rotaria sordida, 1746 nucleotides. The record is from the annotation of a GenBank genome assembly. Lineage: Eukaryota; Metazoa; Rotifera; Eurotatoria; Philodinida; Philodinidae.
AUGAAAAGCUAUGAGUCGAUAUUGGCGUUUUUAUGCGGGCGUCGAAUCUGUCGACUGUCAUGGUCGAUUUUUCAACUGGCAGUUUAUUCAAGACGUACAUCAAUAUUUAUUUCGUUUUUAUCAAUUGUUUCAUUACUUUCAUCGGUUGCUGCUGUCCAACAACAACAAGUUGUCAAUCAACAAGAACAACGAACUCUAUCUUUAUCUUCCAUUAUAUCGACAAAUGGAACAUCAACAACAACAACAACAACAGUAUUUAAUAAUUCUCGAAGACGAACACAUACAACAAUGUCUUUAUUAUCAUCAACAAUACUACCAACAACAACAAUAACAACAGCAGCAACAAUAACAAUAAAUGAUGAACUUAUUAAUAACACAAAUAAUUCAAUGCAUCAUGAAAAUAAUACUCGACAUCUAGUACAUUUAACUAUAAUUAUUAUUAUUUGUUCAUUAAUGUGUAUUUUAACAAUAGUUGGAAAUCUUGUUGUUAUACUUGCCGUUUCAAUUGUACGAAAAUUACAAACAGCAUCAAAUAUACUUAUUGUUAGUCUUGCUGUUAGUGAUGUUUUUGUCGGCUUAUUUAUUAUGCCAUUGGCUUUGGUGCUUGAAAUAUCUAAUAAUACAUGGCUAUUAGGUUCAGCCAUGUGUGACAUAUGGACAUCAACCGAUGUUCUUUUAUGUACUUCAUCAAUAUUAAAUUUUCUCGUUAUAUCAAUUGAUCGUUAUUGUAUUAUUAAUCAUCCAUUUAAAUAUGCUCCUAUGCGUAAAGUUAAAUUACUUUCAUUAAUGAUAGCCGGUGUUUGGAUACUCAGUGCACUUGUUUCAUUACCACCCAUCUUAGGCUGGGGACGUCCAUCUGAGAACCUUCCUAUUUGUCAAGUAAAUCCAAAAUUAGCCUAUCAAAUAUUUGCAACAAUGCUUUCAUUUUACAUUCCCCUUAUUAUUGUAUUAAUUAUCUAUGCUAAUAUUUAUCGAACAGCACGAACAGCCAUGGAUCCUCGAUCAAGUGUUCAAAUGUCUCAAUUUUUAACAAAUAAUAGUUCAUCACCAAAUGCUGCACAUACAUCUGAAGUAUUAGAUCAACAAUUAAAUGGAAAUAGUUGUUCAACUCCACAAUUAUAUUUAAGUGUAUCUAAUGCAAAUACUCAUGAUGAUAAUUUACUAACAUCAGAUGGAAAUCGAACAUCAAAACGUUCAGAAAAUAGUCCGCCACAACGAUCAAAAUCAGCAACACUUUUAUCUCCAACACGAUGUUUAGGUCGUCGUAUAAGUACAACAAUUAAUGGUCGUUUAUCAAUAUUUGUUGCACGUCGUUAUUCAAUAUUUCGUCAUGUUCAUUUACCAAAUCAAAAAGCAAUACGUACACUUGGUGUUAUUUUAGGAACAUUUAUUGUUUGUUGGCUUCCAUUUAUGUUAUUUGCAAUCAUAAAGCCUUUACAUGAACGUAUAACAGGUUUAACAGGUCCACCAAAACCAUUAAAUGCGCCUCCAUGGAUUGAUUCUGUUUUAUUAUGGUUUGGUUAUUCAUCAUCAAUGUUAAAUCCAUUAAUUUAUUCCAAAUUUAAUCGAGAAUUUCGUACACCAUUUCGUGAAAUAAUUUAUUGUCGUUGUAAAGGUUUAAAUGAAAAAAUUCGACGACAAGAAUAUUUAGAAAAUUUAUAUGGAGAAAAUCAUUUACAAUUACCUGUAUCAUCACAUGUAGCAACAACUACAAGAAGUAGCGGCAAUCCUAAAUCAGCCGUGUGA